Molecule: messenger RNA, 2470 nt
Organism: Vigna radiata var. radiata (mung bean)
Lineage: Eukaryota; Viridiplantae; Streptophyta; Magnoliopsida; Fabales; Fabaceae
Product: PHD finger protein At1g33420-like
Exons: 5
Coding region: 151-2274 (707 amino acids)
Source: RefSeq, a predicted model, not a curated record
UCUAACCCUAGCAACCAGCGCCUUCUUCUACUCUCUUCCACCCACACUGCUGCAGUCUUUUCUGUUUUCCAUACUUUCUUCUCUCACAAACACCCUCUUAUCUAUCAGAUCUCUUUUCCCUAAUCUUCCCUUAACCUUCCACACCGGACCAUGGUAGUCAACGAGAGACCAUCCAAGAGGAUGAAGAGGAGAGUCACAGCUGAUCUCUAUGAUUUCCUCACUUUUCCGGCUACCUCUGACGCUUCCUCCGGCCAACCCUUUCGGACCUGUGUCCAACGCUUCCUCUCAGACCACGCGCGCAUCACUUUCCCUCCCUCUUUAUUUCCGUCUCUUAUGACGUGGCAGAUCCUGUUCCGUGUCGGAGACCUCGUUGAUGGACCUGAUCUCUCACCUUCUGUUGUCACUCUUGACAUUGUUGAGGAGGAUGUUACUCGUUCUCGCAGUUCUGUUUAUUGUGACCAGUGCCGAGUCGUUGGGUGGAGUGGGCAUCCGGUUUGUCGAAAGCGAUAUCAUUUCAUAAUAAGGGCUGCAAGUAAUGCAAUCGAACCGUAUCAAAGACCUUGUUCAAGAUGUGGAAACCUUCUCCAAUUAUCUGAAACAAGCUGUAAAUCGUGUAACUUUGCCAUCACCGCGGAUGACCUUGAGGACUGGGUGUAUCUUCAGAUUGAAGAUAACACCCAUCUUCUUCAUGGUGUGGUCCAUUCCAAUGGCUAUGGUCACCUGCUUACUCUAAGUGGAAGAGAAGGUGGCUCUAAGCUUCUAUCUGGAUCUGAUAUCAUGGAUUUCUGGGACAGGCUUUGUACAUCAAUUUCUGUGAGGAAGGUUAGCGUGAUGGACUUGUCCAAGAAAUUCGGGCUGGAAUACCGAUUGCUUCAUGCGAUCACUAAAGGACAUUCCUGGUAUGGUAAUUGGGCUUAUGAGUUUGGAACAGGCAGUUAUGCUCUUACACAAGAUGCCUACAAAAACGCAGUGAAUACCCUGUCAAGUAUGCCCUUGUCAUCAUUUUCAUUUCAUGGACGGGGACCACGAAGCCGCCUGGAGUGUAUCAUUUCUCUUUACCAGUCUUUGGCAGAAACAGAACUUCUAAACAUUCAAGAUCUCUUCUCCUUUUUGUUGAUGUUGAUUCGUGAAUGCCGUAAGCCAAUAGCCAUGAGAACUUUUAAGCAGACCAGUAAUUUGUUGUGUACGUGGACGGGAAAAGAUGUUGAAGAGGUGCAAUGUGCCCUUGUCAAGGUAUUGAUUGCAUCAGGUGCGUGUACCGAGUCCAAAUGGGUGACAAGGCGUGCUCUGAAGGGUGCAGUAUGCAGGGGUGUUUCAUCUCCAGAGCUUCUUGACUACUGUCUUAAGCACUUCCCUGGGAAAUUAGCAGCCAAUGGGAUGGUAGUUUGUUCACGAUGUAAUCCCGUUUCCUGUGCAAUCGAGUUCAGGUUGGGGCCUAGGAGUAAUGGACUAAAUACAUGUUCAAGCUAUCCUACUGAAGGGCAACUAAUAUCUGACUUGACAUUUUUAUUCGACUCGAUAAUACAUCCUGACAAAAUGAUGUCAUACAGACCUAGGAUUAUGAGGAAAAGGGUUGCUGAUUCAGCCAGGAAGCUCCUUGACUGUAAACAGUUUAUGAAAGAUUACAAGCCAUAUGAAAUGGCAAUCGAACUGCCUUCUGUUAUUAGGUUGUGGUGUCAUGUCGAGCUUUCUGAUCAGCCUAAGGACGAUCCAUCCCCGCCGCCAGAGCUUAUAGUGUUGCCUUUGAAUGCUACCGUUGCUGAGCUCAAGAGCGAAGCCACUAGUGCUUUCCAAGAGGUAUAUGCAAUGUAUAAGAGGUUUCAAGCUGAAGAACUCCUAGGAUAUGGGUCAAUCAGUGACUCCCUCACCGUGAAGUUCUUGCUUGGAACAAGUGGAUCAGUCCGCAUUCAAGGUAAAUGCCCAGCAAAACAUGGGCUAAGCAGAUUCCGAAUGGAACGAGGAACUGAGGUGUGGAAGGUUGAUUGCACUUGUGGAGCCAAGGAUGAUGACGGAGAGAAAAUGUUAGCAUGUGAUACCUGUGGCGUUUGGCAGCAUACCAGAUGCGCUGGAAUUGAUAAUUCUGAUGGCAUGCCUUCUAAGUUUGUUUGCAUGAGGUGUGUCAACUUGUACCGUGAGGAAACAAAAAGGUCACCAACAUCUGGUGAGGAACCUAACGGAACCUGUAUAUUCAACUCAUCUUGCAGAGAUGAGGCAGCAGCUAGGGACUGUCCAACAGUUUCAUGUAACAUAACUGUGAAUUUUGGUGUACGUUGAGUGUAUAGCUUUUUGUAUAUGUAUGUAUCUGUAUAGUUAUUAGUCGUCUUCAGCUAGGAUUUUGUGAAUGGGGCCAGUUGAAUGUUUGAAGCCUCUGUUUUUUGAGAGCUUUAGGCCUGCAAGUCAGUGCAGCUUGGCUUUAUCAAGCUCAACGUAUAUGAAUCAAAAAUGACAACUUUGUUUUAUUAUCUUGAAA